Messenger RNA from Betta splendens (Siamese fighting fish), 4977 nucleotides. Its product is annotated as peroxisome proliferator-activated receptor gamma coactivator 1-beta-like. Gene Ontology annotation, biological process: positive regulation of transcription by RNA polymerase II. The record is from RefSeq and is a predicted model, not a curated record. NCBI's taxonomy places the organism in Eukaryota, Metazoa, Chordata, Actinopteri, Anabantiformes, Osphronemidae. Gene Ontology annotation, molecular function: transcription factor binding; nucleic acid binding. The transcript is spliced from 11 exons. The coding region runs from base 840 to 3050 and encodes 736 amino acids. Gene Ontology annotation, cellular component: nucleus.
CUAAACGUUCAGGAUAGUUGAAGCCUUGUGAACGGGGUUCAUACGGGUCCAUUCUCCACUCAGACUCUCCUCAAAUGAUCUGAACUAGUUGUUAGCUUGUUUUGCAGCUCAGCAGCUCAUUCCUCUGACUGACACGCUUCAGCCGGCGAAGGGGAACUAACACCUGAAGACCUCCGGGUCACGGUGGUCUUUGCUGUGAGCCGUGGGGACGUGUGGGCCUGGUCCUGGGAACACGCCUCUAUUGGUUUCAGUGUUGGCCUCUAACGCGGAGUCUCAUUAUGUGUAAUGAGUAGCUGUUGACGAGUGUGACUGAUAACGUACAGUGAACGCAGCGCGGCCCAACGGGAGCUCAACCUCCACAGUCCUGAUCGGAGCCGUCUGAUCGCUGGAGCCACCUCAGUUCCCGUGCAGCGGUUCCGUGUUGUCCUGUUGGAACCCGGACCCCUCCAGCUGGGCUCCGAACCCCCGUUUGGAGGGGUCACGCUUUGCACAGCGCCACAUGCUGUUCUGUUGCGUCUCCAAAGAACAAAUCGCCCGGGAAUUUUGCUUUCGUCUGGAUGUUUGACUAACACGACCUUUCCCUCUUUUUCCAUCCUCAGUAUGGGGAGGAGGAGGUGUGUUCGGACCGCUUGGACGCCGACUUCCCGGACAUCGACCUCUCCCAGCUGGACACCAGUGACUUCGACAGCGUCAACUGUCUCAGCGAGCUCCAGUGGUGCAACGAGCAGCCGGUGGACGCGUCGCCGGCCUCCGUUCACUACAGCACAGCAGACGAGCUCUUCGAGAUAGAGGAGGAGAAUGCGGCUCUGCUGGCGGCGCUGAGCGACAGCCUGGACGGCAUGGUGGACGCCGAGGUGGGCGGGCUCUCCGUCUUCCCCGCGCUGGAGGAGGAGCUGGACCACGACGAGGAGGACGAGGACGGACUUCCUCUGAGCCACGAGGACCUGAGCCCGUCCCGGGGGGCCGAGGCCGAGGACCCAUCACUACUCAAGAAGCUGCUGUUGACUCCUCCUAACGUGCCCACGGGCGUUGAUGCGCUCAAAGAGGGCCAUCGCUAUAGCAACAGAAGCCUCCAUCUACGGCCAGUGAGACCUCUGGUCAAGACCGACCUCCCUCAGGAGCGGAAGCCUCGCGCCGUGCGUCCGGCGAGCCGCCUGUGCACCGAGCUCCACCGCCACCUCACCACCGCCCAGGAGGCCGAGGGCGCCGCCCCCGAGGAGGAGGAGGAGGAGGAGGAGGAGGAGGGCGACGACGAGAACAGCGAGUCGGAGGACGAGGAGUCGUCCAGCAGCGAGGUGGAGGCCGCCGCCGCCGCCGCCGAGCCGGCGAAGCCUCAGUUCAGCUCGGACAAAGAACUGCGCUCGGUGGUGGAGCUGAUCACAUACAUGCACACCUACUGCCUGCCCACACGCAAGCAGCAGGGCUGGGAGCGCAAGGAGCAGGACCUCCACAGGCCUCGGGCCCGACCCGAGGCCGCCCGGGCCCCCGGCACCGGCUCCCACAGCAGAGUGAUCCUGGUGGCCAGUCCCGGGUCCAGUGGGGGCUCCGCUGGGCCGGGCAGCGCCGCCCCCCGGAGGCUGCCGUUCGCCAGGCGGAGGGAGAUGAAGGCCGACUCCCUCCUCCGGCAGCUCCUGCAGCAGAGCGCUGCCUUUGACGUGAGCAAGCCUUACAGACUGCACAGCGCCCCCUACACCCGCUCACACAGCCCCAACGCGGGCGGCGCCACCGGGCCCAAACCAGAGCUCAGUAAAGACUGCUGCUCCCCAGAACGGACGAGCUCCUGCUGUGAGGGUCCGCGGAGCCCGGAGGCCCCCGAGGACGGCGGCUCCUUCUCCGUGCGGCGCUCGCUGCGUUUGGCCUCCUUCCCCAGCCGCUUCGCCAAGAGGCUGCGCCCGGGUCGGGCGAGGGGCGGCGAGGCCAAGGAGAGAGAGCACGGACGGCCAGAGGUCAAAGCGCCGCCAGCCUGCUGCCACAACGAAAAGCGCGCCUGCCUCUGUCUACCUCUCAACCCCAAGUCCACAGGAGAGUCCCAGUACAGCACCAAGGCGUUUGAGCAGACGCUCAGUGUGGAUCUGUGUGGAACAGCAGGUCUCACCCCUCCCACCACCCCACCUCACAAACCUGUUGAAGAUGAGCUCUUCAAGCCAGCAGAGGGCGGGAAGGCCGGAGCAGGGAGCACCGGCGGAGGAGGAGGGAACGAGCCCAUCGCAGCCAAGAGCUCGUCCUGGCUGAGCCGCGGCCACCACCAGCGGAAGCUGCCGGAGCAGACGGAGCUGUACGCCCAGCUGCGGCGCAUGGGCCAGACCGGCCACAGCGACUCCCAGCGCAGGUUCGGCGACCACGACUACUGUGCUCUGAGCCUCGCAGACAACCAAAAGCCCAGCGCUGCCUUGCUCGGAGCCGUGGUGCAGGUGCAGGGCGGGGCCGAGGGAGCGGGCCACGCCCCCACAGCAGCUUCCCAUCAGGAAUGUGACGGGAAGGAGGCGGAGGCGGCGUCACAGGAAGCACCGGAGCAGCAGGCGCCUCCGACGGCGUCGCCACAGGCGGAGGCCACGCCCCCGAGCUCAGAGGAGGAGGCCGAGUGCUCGUCCCGCUCCCCGUCGCCCGUUCUCCACCUGUGCCCCGAUUCCCCCGCCAGCAAGACGGACUCCAGUGAGAACUCAGAGAUCGGUCCUGAUGAUGAGCAGAGGAACAAAGCCACGUCAGAGGAGGACAACUGCCAGGUGUUUUACAUCCACAACCUGCCAAGCAGCGUGACCCAGAACAUGCUGAGGAAACGCUUUCAGGUUUUCGGCAACGCAGAGGACUGCAAAGUCAUCGUCUGCAACGAGGAGCGCUGUGGGGUGAUAAAGAUUCGCCAGUCGGGGCUGCAGAGACACUGGAGAGAACGGGACACCGUUUUCCAGAACGGGCCGGGGAGUCUGAGGAGACUGACGAGGAAACGCUACAUAGACCUCGACGAGGCAGGUCCAGGUCCCGUCAAGAGCAAGUACGAUGCACUGGACUUUGACACUCUGCUGAAGGAGGCCCAGAUGUCUCUCCAGCGCUGACGGCCCAGCAGCAGACUGGCCAGCCUUAGUCCACAGCAGCAGCACCCUCCGACUGCACGGCUCCGCCCUCACAGGCCUCAGUACCUCCACGCAAGGCCCCCUUGCAAAGUGUUUACAUUUUUACCAUUGGAAUAGUAGAUAAGGACCUGUUGUUUUUGAAGCUCUUUUCACCGGAGGAUACUGCGUAAAAACGAGGAACCGCUGGGAGUCCGUGGAGACACCACGGAGGUGUUAGGACUUGUGCUGCAACAGCUGUAGACGCUAACGUAGUUCUCUGCUGAACAACAGUAACGACGCUGCUUCCUGUCUGUUGGUGGCGCUGCCGUGGAAGAGCAGGCGUGAGGGACCUCUGUAGCAAAGCGUCGCGUCGCUCCUCGUGGUGUGUGUGUGUGUGUGUCUGCGUGUCUGUCCUGUUGGUAAAAAGUCGUAAAGAAAAGCUGUGCCUUCGUGGACGGCGGCGACCGCCCCCAUGAAGCUCAGCGCGGUCGCAUAACCAGAAAAAAAGAAACGACCCCUGCGUUGUUUUAGCAAAUAAUUGUGGUUGUUUUAAAAUCUGUCGUGUGUGUGCUACGGACAAACAAUAGAACAAAAAACAUUAACGUAAUCAUUUGAUGAUAAAGUUUACAAAUCUUAAAUGAAAAACCAACCAUUUGUUCCUUUUUUGUAACUGUAGUGCUUCCUUGAUUUGAUCUAUGCACUGUAAGGAGCUCAGCGUCUCCGACCUCCGACCCCACGGCCUCUGCCACUGGCUGCUCAGACUCCUGCACCUGAAUGUUGCACGUGUUUCGGCUCCUCUCCCGUCGGGGGCUCUGGUUUAUGUCUCUGCUCUGUUACACACUGACUGGUGUCCAGUGUGUAACAGUGGGUUCCGACCCACAGAACAGCCCCAAAGUGUCCCAACUCAAACAGUGCCACAGUUCCCGUUUACACCCGCGUUGCAGCAGCAGGACAAAGAUGGCAGCCGACACCCCUAAACCCGAGCCCACUUGAAUCCACUGGAUCUCUCUCUCCCGAUCGGCGGUCGGUUCGAAUGGAAUGUAUCAGAAUCUGAAUGUACUCGCGCGCUUUCCCGGUCCUGCUUGCCCUGUGGAGCUCAUGGUGCUCGGAGGCGGAGCCGCCGACUGACAUUCGCUGCCGCAGCCAGUAGCAGCCGCCAGGAAGCGGGGGAGCGCGUCCACGCCCACAGCCGGGGAAGUGGCAGCGGAUGGGGUUCAAAGCGGGAGGUCCGUAUGAGCGGAGCAUCUCUACCUCACAUCCAUCCUCCAUCCAGCCACGCUCCCAUUGGACGCCCCCCCCCCCUCCCCUCAGCCGCUCCCUCCGGGUGGUGAGUUCAUGUGUCGUACGGGGACUCCCGCCCGCGAGGGAGCGCUUCCUGUCUUUAACGCUGUCCGUCGCUUGUGUGAUGGUUGUUGGCGUGUCCGUGUGUUGGAGUCUCGACCGUGUGUCCUUGUGAAUCUGAGUGUUUCGUCUUUGUCUCGUGUCGGACACUGCUGACGCUUGCGGUUUGUGGAGGACGGGUCAUCUUCCCUCCUCGCCUUCAUCUCUGCGUUGUUCUGGUUUCCUGCUCCUCCAGUCACUUCUCUCUCUGUGGGUUCAACGUGAACUCUCCUUUUUUAGACGGAUAAUUGUUUCGGAUCCUCGUUCUUGUCGUUUCACUAGCUAAUCAACUUGGUAACACACAAAAAACUGAAUGUUUACAUCACUUGAUUCUCCUUUGACUUUAUUAGGAACGCACACUAAGUACAAAGGCGCCUUAUUCAGUGUUUAAAAAAAAAAGGGGCCUGGAAGGACGACGCGUCUUCAGGCUCACUGACGUCCAAAACUAACAGUUUAGUGCUAUACAUACUGAUUGAGAAACAAGGUGUACAUUUUUAAAAAAGGGAACAAAUUUAAUUACAAAAAAUAAAAAACUAAUCACGAACAACUG